AUGGGCCUCGAUAAAUAUGUCCCAGAAUUCACGAUUAACAAGGUCACUGGAGCGAAGUUCUUAGAAUUAGAUGGAACGAAGCUAAAGACUAUGGGAAUCCAGAACCACUCGGAUCGCUCAUUGAUCAAGAAGAAAGUGAAAAUGAUCAAGAAUCGGAUAGAACGUGAGCGAAAGUUGCUGGAAAAAGAGAGCCGAUCGCGAGUGAUUGCCCAAGGAAUGCAAAUGCAAAUUCAAAUGUAA
This is a messenger RNA of Ostertagia ostertagi, 240 nucleotides long. The record is from the annotation of a GenBank genome assembly. Lineage: Eukaryota; Metazoa; Nematoda; Chromadorea; Rhabditida; Trichostrongylidae.